Molecule: messenger RNA, 924 nt
Organism: Daldinia childiae
Lineage: Eukaryota; Fungi; Ascomycota; Sordariomycetes; Xylariales; Hypoxylaceae
Product: 4-nitrophenylphosphatase
Exons: 4
Coding region: 1-924 (307 amino acids)
Molecular function (GO): alkaline phosphatase activity; phosphoglycolate phosphatase activity
Source: RefSeq, a predicted model, not a curated record
AUGUCACAAACACCCAAGUACCUGACGGGUGAUUCAGCCGCUAUCAAUGAGUUUCUCGAUAAGUUUGACGUUUUCCUACUCGAUUGCGAUGGAGUCUUAUGGUCUGGGGACAAUGUCUUCGAAGGCAUCGUCGAGACACUGGAGAUGUUGAGAUCUAGGGGAAAACGGAUUGUAUUCGUCACCAAUAAUUCUACAAAGGACCGACCGGGCUACCAACAGAAGUUGACGGGCUUAGGUAUCCCUAGUAAUGUCGAGGAGAUAUUCGGCUCGUCUUACUCAGCCGCAGUAUAUAUCUCACGUAUAUUGAAGCUACCGGCACCUAAGAACAAGGUCUUCAUCAUCGGUGAGAGCGGCAUGGAGUCCGAGCUACGUACCGAGGGUGUACCCUUCAUCGGUGGCACAGACCCAGCCUUAAGACGAGACAUUACGCCUGAGGACUUUAAGGGGCUAGCCGACGGCUCUCUAUUGGAUCCGGAUGUCGGUAUUGUACUUGCCGGGCUGGAUUUCCACAUUAACUAUCUCAAGCUAUCAAUGGCCUACCAGUAUAUACGACGAGGUGCUAAAUUCAUCGCGACAAACCUCGACAACUUACUACCUAUGGGCGACACCUUCUUCCCCGGCGCCGGGUCUAUCUCCAUCCCACUGGUUAACAUGACCGGGCAGACACCAUUGACCUUGGGGAAGCCUAGUCAGGCUAUGAUGGAUGCGAUUGAAGGGAAGUUCCAGUUGGACCGGGCGCGGACUUGCAUGGUCGGGGAUAGGUUGAAUACCGAUAUCCAAUUCGGUGUUGAGGGUAAACUAGGCGGGACUCUACAUGUGCUCACUGGUGUUCACAAGCGGGAAGAUUGGGAGGCUGAGAAUGCCGUGGCCGUCCCCGCCUACUAUGCUGAUAAGCUGAGCGAUCUCCGGGGUACGACGUCAUGA